ACCAGAGAGGUGCAGGGGUGCCUGCCCACCCCACAUGGGGCGCAGUGAGGUACAAGUAGUGCCAUGUAGAGCUCAGGGCUGCCUGUCUGCCUGCCCACAAGCAGCAGAAGGGAAGGAGCAAAUAGGUUGGUGUGGUGGCUCUCCCACGCAGCUCAGGGGAGUUCUGGAAGCCAUGAACAUUCUGGCUUUAAAUCCUCAAAUAAAAACUCAUACAACUCUACAUUCAAGUGCAGCAAAGAAACAAGAAAAGAAAUUUUGGAAAAGGAAUGCUGAUAAGAGCUGUUCAAACUGUGAGAUGCUAGAAAAUAAUUUUGAUGACAUCAAGCAUACGACUCUUAGUGAACGUGGGGCACUUCGAGAAGCAAUGAGGUGCUUAAAGUGUGCAGAUGCUCCUUGUCAGAAGAGCUGCCCAACUAAUCUAGACAUCAAGUCAUUUAUCACAAAUAUUGCAAAUAAGAACUAUUAUGGAGCUGCCAAAAUGAUUCUUUCUGACAACCCACUGGGCCUGACAUGUGGAAUGGUAUGUCCAACCUCAGACCUUUGUGUAGGAGGAUGCAAUUUAUAUGCUACGGAGGAGGGACCAAUUAAUAUUGGUGGAUUGCAGCAGUUUGCUACUGAGGUGUUCAAAGCUAUGAAUAUUCCUCAGAUUAGAAGCCCUUUCUUAUUUCCCUCAGAAGACAUACCUGAAGCAUACCAUGCGAAGAUAGCUCUCCUUGGUGCUGGGCCUGCAAGUAUCAGUUGUGCUUCUUUUUUGGCUCGAUUAGGUUACUCAGACAUCACCAUAUUUGAAAAACAGGAAUACUUUGGUGGCUUAAGUACAUCUGAAAUCCCUCAAUUCCGGUUGCCAUAUGAAGCAGUGAAUUUUGAAGUUGAGCUUAUGAAGGACCUUGGAGUGAAGAUAGUUUGUGGGAAAGGCCUUGGAAUAGAAGGAAUGACACUCAGUACCUUGAAGGAAGAUGGUUACACAGCAGUCUUUAUUGGAAUAGGUUUACCAGAGCCAAAGAAAGAUGGUAUAUUCCAAGGACUGAAAAUGGAUCAAGGUUUCUACACAUCUAAAGACUUCCUACCACUGGUAGCAAUGGCAAGUAAACCAGGAAUGUGUGCCUGUCACUCUCCAUUGCCAUUGAUACAGGGAACUGUGAUAGUACUUGGAGCAGGAGACACUGCUUUUGAUUGUGCAACAUCUGCUUUACGCUGUGGAGCUCGCCGUGUAUUUGUGGUCUUCAGAAAGGGAUUCACUAAUAUCAGGGCUGUUCCUGAGGAGGUGGAACUUGCAAAAGAAGAAAAGUGUGAAUUUUUGCCUUUCCUCUCACCUCGUAAGGUUGUAGUGAAAGGUAAAAAAAUUGUUGCUGUGGAAUUUGUUCGAACUGAACAAGUUGAAGCUGGAAACUGGAUUGAAGAUGAGGAUCAGGUUGUCCGUUUGAAGGCAGAUGUGGUGAUCAGUGCCUUUGGUUCAGUUUUAGGUGAUCUUAAAGUAAAGGAAGCCAUGAAUCCUAUCAAGUUUAAUAGAUGGGGUCUUCCUGAAGUGGACCCAGAGACCAUGCAAACCAGUGAACCGUGGGUUUUUUUAGGUGGUGACAUUGGAGGUCUAGCUAAUACUACAGUGGAAUCUGUGAAUGAUGGAAAACAAGCUUCCUGGUAUAUGCACAAAUACGUACAGUCUUUAUAUGGUGCUGCAGUUCCUACUACUCCAAAAUUACCUCUCUUCUAUACUCCUAUUGAUUUGGUUGACAUCAGUGUAGAAGUGGCUGGACUGAAAUUUUCAAAUCCCUUUGGUCUUGCCAGUGCAACUCCAACUACUAGUUCUCCAAUGAUUCGAAGAGCAUUUGAAGCAGGAUGGGGAUUUGCUCUGACCAAAACAUUCUCCCUCGAUAAGGACAUUGUAACCAAUGUUUCUCCAAGAAUUAUACGUGGAAUUACAUCGGGCCCCAUAUAUGGCCCAGGUCAAGGCUCUUUCUUAAACAUUGAGCUCAUCAGUGAGAAAACUGCAGAAUAUUGGUGUAAAAGUAUCACUGAACUGAAGGCUGACUUUCCCAACCAGAUUGUAAUUGCCAGUAUCAUGUGCAGCUACAACAAGGAUGACUGGACUGAACUUUCAAAAAUGGCUGAGGCUUCUGGCGCAGAUGCCCUGGAGUUAAAUUUAUCAUGUCCUCAUGGCAUGGGGGAGAGAGGCAUGGGCCUGGCCUGUGGGCAGAAUCCAGAGCUAGUCCGUAACAUCUGUCGCUGGGUUAGACAAGCUGUUCAGAUUCCUUUCUUUGCCAAGCUGACCCCAAAUGUCACUGAUAUUGUGAAUAUUGCAGUGGCUGCUCAAGAAGGUGGUGCAGAUGGUGUGACAGCCACAAACACAGUGUCAGGACUGAUGGGACUAAAAGCAGAUGGCACACCUUGGCCUGCAGUUGGUGGAGAAAAGAAGACCACAUAUGGCGGUGUGUCUGGAAGUGCUAUUAGGCCCAUAGCCCUGCGAGCAGUAUCUGCUAUAGCUCAUGCUCUUCCAGGAUUUCCCAUUUUAGCAACAGGAGGAAUUGAUUCAGCUGAGAGUGGGCUGCAAUUUCUUCACAGUGGUGCUUCAGUUCUACAGGUGUGUAGUGCCAUACAGAAUCAAGAUUUCACAGUGAUUGAGGACUACUGCACUGGUCUGAGAGCCCUACUUUAUCUGAAAAGCAUUGAGGAACUUCAAGACUGGGAUGGACAGAGCCCUGCAACCAUGUGCCAUCAGAAAGGAAAGCCAGUACCCAAAAUUGCUGAUCUGAUUGGAAAGAAACUGCCUAGUUUUGGACCUUACCUUGAGCAGCGUAAAAAGAUAAUGGCUGAGAACAAGAUUAAACUGAAGCAACAAACCACAACUGUUGUACUUCCUGAGAAAAAGCAUUUUAUUCCCAAGAAGCCCAUUCCAGCUGUCAAGGAUGUAAUUGGAAAAGCACUGCAGUUCAUUGGAACAUAUGGUGAGCUUAACAACACAGAGCAAGUUGUGGCUCUGAUUGACAAGGAAAUGUGCAUCAACUGUGGCAAAUGCUACAUGACCUGUAAUGAUUCUGGCUACCAGGCUAUACAGUUUGAUCCAGAAACCCACCUGCCCACUGUUACUGACAGUUGUACAGGCUGCAAUCUGUGUCUCAGUGUCUGCCCUAUUAUUGACUGCAUCAGAAUGGUUUCCAGGACAACACCUUAUGAACCAAAGAGAGGUCUGCCCUUAGCUGUGAACUCAGUGUGUUGAGGUGAUCAGUCCAGCAGUUAAUGUGAACUUUACAUUUCCCUGAUGCGGUAAAUUUGCUUUCCAAUUAGUACUUCCAAUUUUAACUGUAUUAAAAUACAUAACAUUGAUAGCUUGUAA
Molecule: messenger RNA, 3331 nt
Organism: Pelodiscus sinensis (Chinese soft-shelled turtle)
Lineage: Eukaryota; Metazoa; Chordata; Testudines; Trionychidae
Source: RefSeq, a predicted model, not a curated record